AUGGCCAUGGAGGCAGCUCUCGUGAGCGUGGCGACGGGGGUCCUCAAACCUGUCAUAGGGAAGCUGACCACUCUGCUCGGCAAUGAGUACAAGCGUUUCAAAACAGUUCGCAAGGAGAUCAAGUCCCUCACUAAUGAGCUCGCCGCCAUGGAGGCUUUUCUCCUCAAGAUGUCGGAGGAGGAUCCUGAUGUGCAGGAUAAAGUGUGGAUGAAUGAGGUGCUGGAGCUGUCCUAUGACAUGGAGGAUGCCAUCGAUGACUUCAUGCAAAGCAUCGGUGACAAGGACGAAAAGCCAGAUGGCUUCAUUGAGAAGAUCAAGAACUCACUAGGGAAGUUGGGGAAGAUGAAGGCUCGUUGUCGGAUUGGCAAGGAGAUCCAAGAUCUGAAGAAACAAAUCAAAGAGGUGGGUGAGAGGAAUGCAAGGUACAAGGGUCGUGAGACCUUCUCCAAGACGGUCAAUGCGACUGUUGAUCCUAGAGCUCUUGCUAUAUUUGAGCAUGCAUCGAAGCUCGUCGGAAUCGAUAAGCCCAAGGCUGAGAUAAUCAAGCUGUUAACAGAAGAGGAUGUUCGUGCUUCAGAGCAACAACAACAACAACAACUGAAGAUUGUCUCCAUCGUUGGAUCUGGAGGUAUGGGCAAAACAACUCUUGCAAACCAAGUGUAUCAAGAGCUCAAAGGACAAUACGAGUGUUGGGCUUUCGUCUCAGUUUCACGAAAUCCAGACAUGACCAAUAUCUUGAGAACCAUUCUAAGUGAAGUGGCUAAGAAAGAUUAUGGUUGUACGGAAGUGGGGAGUAUACAACAACUCAUCAACAAGAUCACUUAUUUCCUAGCAGACAAAAGGUACUUUGUUGUUGUUGACGAUAUAUGGGACGUGGAUACCUGGGAUAUUAUUAAGUGUGCAUUCCCUGCUACAAACUCUACCGGUAGAAUAAUCACGACUACCCGUAUAAACAAUGUCGCUCAUUCAUGUUGUUCAUCAUUCAAUGGCCGUAUUUAA
Messenger RNA from Triticum turgidum subsp. durum (durum wheat), 999 nucleotides. NCBI's taxonomy places the organism in Eukaryota, Viridiplantae, Streptophyta, Magnoliopsida, Poales, Poaceae. The record is from the annotation of a GenBank genome assembly.